GUGACGGGGUGAGAGAGGGAGAUGCUGCGGGUGUCGGAGGACGGCGGCCGGCGGCGGGAGGCGCACGCGGCGGGGUACCGCGAGCUCGGCCGCGCCCUGCUCGACCUGCAGGCAGCCGCCGACCAGGUCUUCGACGCCGUCACGCGACGGACCGCGGAGGAGCGGGAGAAGCUCUCGGUUAUUUCCCGGCGGAUCGACGCUGCCAAAGCUAAGAUCAAAACAUUAUCUCAGUCAGAGGAAUCAUUGACAAUUGUAUCACCAGCACACCAUCCUUCAAGUUGUACAAAGCAAGAGGACUUCAGACCGUUGUUUCAUGACAAAUAUGAUCACCAUAGUGGUAGACCGUCCAUAGCAACUAUUUCAGUAAAUGGAGGAUUUAACAGAGAAUAUGGACUAGAAGGCACUCUUGAACUCUUUCAAUUUUUCUCUGAGGAGAAUUACGACUAUACUUCAAACGAAGGCCGUUUAAAGGUUAGAAAUAAUCUUGCUGAGAUUAAAGAUGACACAUAUGUAGGGAGUCUUUUGGAUAAAUCAAACUUUCCAACUCCACGGAACAUUUCAAUAUCUGGACUGGACAUGAAGAGUGAAGAACUGCCACCUCCACCACCAAGUCUAAUAUCAAAACACCUGGCUGUUCGUGUGGAUGAAUAACAAUCAAGAAAUACUUGAUUUGAUGAAUGUUAAGUGUGAGAAAUGCGCUCCGGCAUCACAUCUACCUGGAAGGAACUGAGCUUCUCAGAAGAGACCACUGAGGUACUAAUGCAUUUCCCAUCUUAUUCUCUCUGUUCUCCAUUCUUACACCUUAAUUGUCUAUUUGUGCAAUUUCGUUGCCAGUUGAAAUGCAUAUAUUCCUUGGGUAGAUCCCUUCACCCCCGGCUAGAAGUAACAUUACUACUUCCAUGCACUUCCUGCUUGAUCAUUUACCCAUGUAGAAAUGUACAUGCAGCACGCACACCAGGCAAAAAAGGAUUCAGCUUAGUCAUAUCAGGUAUGUGCUUGACGCAUGUUCUGAGCAAUCUGGCCUUUAUCUUCUGAUUCUAAUAGUCAAUAAUUUGUCUUAACUUCUUGUCUGGUCUCUUCUGGCCAUCUAGGUAUAUAACUCAGGUUUGUCAUUUAUAAAAGGUGGUUGGAAUUUCCUUGAUGCUUAUCUCCUGUUUAAUCUGUUUCUCUUGCCCCUUAAGGUCCCUGUGACAAAGUGAAGAUCCUGUACGCGUCAAAUGUGUUUAUUAAGGUUUAGAAAGUGGCGGGAUCAGUAUAUUCUGCCGCACCUCACACGUGUCCCCUUUUGAACUUGUGAUUUGAUUAAGAGAUAGGAGUAGGUUUCUUGGGCAACAGAAACCUUUCGUGCUAUAUAGGAGUAUAUUAUUAAGAAAAUCUUACCUUGUUGACGUGAUGCGUCUGCAGCGCAUGCACGAAAGUGUCGGCAUUCUGUUCAUCUUAAGAAGUUCGACGGAAUCUGGAUGAUGACACCCCAGAUUUACUGUGAAGUUUCAUGGAUUUGUUCUCCAAAGUUCUUCACUACUUUGGGCAGUUUCACCCCCUUCACGGCUAUAAAAGGCAGCAUGAUUAGAAGCCUGCAAAAAACCAGAGCAGGUACAAUGGCAGGCUAUAAGCUAACUAUAAACAUAUUUUAAAUAGAUAAGAGGGGAGAGAGGUGGGUUACUAAUUUUUAGCCAGCUGCACACAGGCUCUAAGAAACAGCGUGGGUAUGAUAUAUGGAACCAUGUACUAAUAUUUUAUAGGUAAUUAUGGUAUGAAUUGACUAUAGAGUAAUUAGAGCUAGUAGUUAGACUAUCCUAUUGAACUUAGACCAGCUCAAUUCAGACACCCUUGAUUUCCUUCUCACGCUCCUUGAUUAGAGCGUAGAGCAACACAGUAAUUAAUUAAGCUCGACCGAGAUGGAGCUCGCUGCCUGCAACCGCGGGGCGUCGCCGUCGUCCUCCUCGCGCACGGUGUCGACGCGGCGGCGCGCCCGCCGCCCCACGCGCGGGACGGCGGAGAGGCCAGGCGGCUGAUCGGCGGCGCCGCCGCCGUCGUCGGUGAUGAAGCGGCGCUCGUCCAGCACGUGGCGCGCCGCGUGUUGCUGCCGGUGGUGAACGCGGCGGACGUGUCCAAGCAUUCCUGCGGCUCCAACUACGAACCUCCUUGCCACCCUUGAACUGCCUGAUCAAUUCGUUAUUAAAUUCGUUGUACUUGUCACUGGAUACUGAUCUGAUGUCCGGUCAAAUUAUGUACUCUAAGUUAGUAGUAGCAGCAGCAUGCAAGCUGCAGCAUUGGUGACCUUGUGUCAAAACAGUUCGCAAGUGUUGCAUGCUUGCUACUGCUACAUUAUAAUAAUGAAAACAUCGUAGUCCCGAUCCUGUAAAAUACGUUGUGAUUUGUGAUUUAUGAUUGUUUAUGAAUGGUAAUUAAGCCUCGUUUUGUU
Molecule: messenger RNA, 2425 nt
Organism: Oryza brachyantha (malo sina)
Lineage: Eukaryota; Viridiplantae; Streptophyta; Magnoliopsida; Poales; Poaceae
Exons: 7
Coding region: 22-651 (209 amino acids)
Biological process (GO): retrograde transport, endosome to Golgi; endocytic recycling; exocytosis
Cellular component (GO): WASH complex; recycling endosome; early endosome
Molecular function (GO): alpha-tubulin binding; gamma-tubulin binding
Source: RefSeq, a predicted model, not a curated record